This is a messenger RNA of Bactrocera latifrons, 963 nucleotides long. RefSeq lists its product as uncharacterized. Lineage: Eukaryota; Metazoa; Arthropoda; Insecta; Diptera; Tephritidae. Gene Ontology annotation, cellular component: membrane. The transcript has 6 exons. The record is from RefSeq and is a predicted model, not a curated record. The coding region runs from base 131 to 793 and encodes 220 amino acids.
UUAGUUUGCGGUUAAAAUUAAGCGAUAAAGGAUUAAAAUAUUUUGUGCACGCGGCAUUAUUUAAUUUAAAAAGAAUAUCCGGAUAAUAAUUACAAAUUAAAAACAAGAAAAGUACAAAAACAAAAACACAAUGACAUCAACGUCAACGAUUAAGAAAUUUACAAUCGUAUUUGGCUUCAUAUGCUCGCUCCUUGCCUUGGUGUUAAUUGCGUUCGGCAUUUAUGUGCUCUCCUCCUACAGAGUCAAUGAAGUCGGUUCUUUGGCCGCCUAUGCCUAUAUAUGUCUAGGUGUUGCCACAAUACUUGUAUCUUUGCUGGGAUUCGUUGGUGCGGCCCGGGAAAGCGUUUGCUGUACAGUUACRUUUAUCACUUUUCUUUGGAUUUUGUUGAUCUGCCAAAUCGCAAUCACUUUCCUUUUGGUGAAAGGUGAACAAACAGUAGCAUCGCAUCUCUCGAAUAAUUUGGAUGUGGCUUGGGAAGAAGAACUGAACAGCCCUGGAGCAAUGUCUCUGUAUGAGACUUGGCUCGGCUGUUGCGGUCGGGCCAGCCCACACGAUUAUAUCGUCAAUGAUCGCAUGCCGCCAAUGACGUGCUUCAAGAAUGGCGAUAAUACGAAGAGUGAAAAUCUGAUCGGCACCGGCUGUCGCAUAAUGUUUGAGAACUACUGGCUGAGCUUGUUGCGUGCCUUCAAUAUAAUCGCUUGUGUGAUGAUUGGCUUGGAGUUAUUGGUUAGCGUGAUCUCGUGUUGCCUGUGCAAYAGCAUACGCAAUGAUCAUCGGCGCUCCUACUAUUAACCUGACUAAGCGCCCAGUGUUGCCCGGCGUUAAUGUUUAUACGUAGAUGCUUGUUACUCUGCUAUUAUUAAACAAUAAUAUAAGAAUAAUUUUGAAAUCGAUGUCAGCUAAGUUGGUAAUAUUUAUUUUACUGACUCUUUUCGAACAACUCUGCACCCAAAAAGUAAAAA